AUGUCCUUAACAAUGCAACAAAGUGAUAAAGAAAAAGCCUCAGAAAAACCUUCUGAAACUAUUAUUGAGGAAAAAGAUUUAAUAAGCCAACAAACUAUACAAAAUGAAAAUAUGUCAAAUUCGAUAACAACUACGACUACAACCACAAAACCAACCCAACCUUCACCAUUAUCAGCUGAGCAAAUAAUACGAAAUAAUUCCAAAUCAACAGAAUUAAAAAAUGCAUCAUCUCAAGAAACCCCAUCAAAUCCACCACCACCAACACCAUCAAAUCCCCAAUCAUCAAAUCCCCAAUCAUCAAAUCUUCAACCAUCAAUAACAGUUACUAAAGAAAGUGGUAUGGAACCAGACUCGCCAACCAUUUCAUCAACUAAAAAGGUAAAGUAUUUCCCUUUAACACCUUAUCUUGAUAAAUUGGAUCAAAUUAAAAAAGUACAAGAAAUCAGUGCCGAUGAUAUGAUGAAUGAUCCAAAUUUAUUAAAGAUGUUUGAUGAUGAUAAAAUGUUUUUAAGUACACCUGAAAAGAAUUCAUCUUCAUCAUCAUCAUCAGUAUCUUCACAUUCUGAUAGAAUUGAUAGUAGUGGUGAAGUAGAUUUUUUUGAUUUAUACGGUUCAUUAUCAGAUAGUGAUGAUUCUAGAGUUUCAUCUCCAUCAGUGGAUCUUUCAGAUUCAUCAUCAAUAGCAUCUCCAUCAUCAACACCAGUAAUCAAUGCAACCCCACAAUUAGUUUCAAUCUCCGAAUCUAAUGAAAAUGAUUUAUCAAUAUCAAUAUCAACUUCACCACCAAACCAAUCUUCAAUGAAAAUCGACGAUAAUAAAAAACCAAUAAAUGAAGGAGAGAAAAUUAUACAAAUUGAAAAUGAAAUAAAAGAACAAACUUAUUUGGAAACUAUUAAAAAUGUUGAAAACACAGUAUCAAAAACAUCAACCAUAGCAACAACACCAACACCAACAUCAACACCAACACCAACACCAAAAUCAACACCAACACCAAAAUCAACACCAACGACAACAACAACUACCACAUCUGUAAAUAAUAUAACACCAACCAUGGUUUCGAAUGAAAAACAAACCACUACAACAACCACUAAAACUAAAACAUCACCACCACCACCAACACCACCACCAACAUCACCAACAUCAACAACAUCACCAACGUCAUCAACACCACCAACACCACCAACACCACCAACACCACCAACACUACCAACUAAAAUAACAAAAAAAUCUUCCACAAAUAAAACAUCAGAAAAAAAAGAGGAAACAAAUAAUCAAAAAGAACAACCAUCAUCAUCAUCAUCAUCGUCAUCAUCAUUAAAAAAGAAUAUAGUUCAAAAACAGAUUAAAAAAAUUAAAGUAAAAAUUGAAGAUAUGGCAAACAAAAAAUAUCCAAAUAGUAAAAGAGUAACCAUCAAUGGUGGGUCAGCACCACCAGAUGAUGAAUAUUAUCAAAAUUUAUUGGAAUACUUAAAGGAGGAACAAGAAUUUAAACCAAGUCCAUUACCAAAAGAAUCAUUAAAGGAUGGACAUGUAUUUAUAGUUUAUGGUGAUUUAACAAAGUUGGUAUGUGAUAUUAGAAUGGUACCAUGUAGUCAUAAUGUAGUAUUUAGAGAUACAAUCAAUGGAUGGUUGAAACCUGAUUGGAUGUUAUUCCCCUUUGAAAUUAGAAAUAAAUUUAAGGAUAUUCGUAUUGAUUUCCGUGAUGGUAGGGAUAGAGUUUAUAAAUUAAAAGAUUGGCCAACUGAAUAUCCAAACAUUUCACAACCAUGGCUUUGCAAUGUGGUUCCAUUCAAACGUGGUAUCGACUCACAUUGUUGUGCCUGGUAUGUAAAAGGUGCAAUUGACUUUUUGGAUAAGGUCGGACACGAUCUUGAAGUCAAUAAGCCGCCCAUCAAAAAUGGAAGAGCAAAACCAUUGGUAAGUCUACCCAUUUUGGGUACUGGUGGGGGUGGCGGUUCCAGAAUUGCCGGUCAAAUUCUAUCAUUGCUAAUUCAUGAACUAUUUGUUGCAACUCGUAAAUGGAAGUAUGAUGUUGUUUUAGUAACAAAUGAAAUUUCAAUGUACACAGCUGCAACCAAUAUAAGAAAAGAAUUAAUAGAAUCAAACCCAACCUUCUCUUCAAUCUAUCGUAAUCUAUUGGGUGAUGAAAUUAUGAAAAAAGCACACACCUUGGGAAAACUAUUAAGAGAGGAUAAAUUGGCAAUAUUCCUUGGUGCUGGUAGUUCUCGAUCAGCAGGAUUACCAACUUGGACAGGUUUACUAGAUAUGUUGGGAGCAAAACUUGGUAUGACAGAAACUGAACUCAGACAAAUGGAACAACUUCAUCAUUUAGAUCGUGCAACAGUAUUAGAAUCUCGAUGGAAAAAACAAUUAAAAAAAUAUUCUGAAAAUAUUAAAACUUCUUCUAAUUCUCCUUCUUCUUCUUCCUAUUCUUCUUCUUCUUCUUCUUCAAAUAUUUUUACACCAUCACUAAAUAAAAUGUUUGAAAAUGAUAAUUUAGAUGGUGCAACAACAACAACAACAACAACAACAUCAACAACAACAAAUGGUUUAAAAACUACAAAAGAAGUUAAUGAUGAAAUUUUAAAAAUUAAAAAUGAAGAGAGACAGAAACAAAUAAGAGAAGAAAAAGAAUUAUUAGAAAAAAAAAACCGUGAAAAAUUAGAAAAGGAACAAAACUUUGAAUAUAUUCAUAAGAAAAUCUAUAAUCAAAUUAAUGUGCCAAUGCAAACAGAGAUUGCAAAUCUAAUGAAGGUAUCACAUGCAGGUUUACCUCAUUUCCUAUUGGCAUCGACACCUGUUCAAGAGAUUGUAACCACAAAUUAUGAUCAAUGUUUUGAGAUUGCUAGUAGAUCUAUUGGGAAGGAAAUUUGUGUUUUACCAUACCAUUCGUUGAAUGGUCGUAAUAAAAGAUGGAUUUUAAAGCUACACGGUUGUGUUUCAAAUCCUAAAGAUAUCAUUAUAACUCGUGAAGAUUACAUUAGAUAUGGGGAUAAGAACGAAGCAUUGUCAGGCAUGGUCCAAGCAUUGUUAAUUACAAAACAUCUAUUAUUUGUUGGUUUCAGUUUAACUGAUGACAAUUUCUAUCAAAUUAUGUCUGCUGUUAAACGUGCGACAUCCACUGGUGAAGACGGCAGUGUCAGAUUAAAGAAUACUUUUGGCACAGCCCUAUUUCUUCAAAGAAAUGAUUUAAUGAAUGAAAUUUGGGGUAAGGAAUUAAAUAUUUUAUAUUUUGAUGAAAAUAAAUCCGAUAUUGCAUGGUGUGCUAGAAAACAAGAAAUCUUCUUGGAAUAUCUAACUGGAGUUUGUAGUAAUAAUAAUACAAGUCAUUUAAUGGAGAAAAGGUUCGAUUGUCUAUUAAAAGAAGGUGAAAAAAUAUUUAGAGAUCGUUUAAUUGAAUUUGUUUCUUCAUUACCUGAAGAAGCAAUUAAAUCUGAUGCUUUCAAAAAGUUUCAUGUAUUUUUAACUGAAAUGGGUUAUGAUAGUAGAAAUUUUUAUUAUUAA
Messenger RNA from Dictyostelium discoideum AX4, 3504 nucleotides. RefSeq lists its product as hypothetical. Bases 1 to 3504 code for a protein of 1167 amino acids. NCBI's taxonomy places the organism in Eukaryota, Evosea, Eumycetozoa, Dictyosteliales, Dictyosteliaceae. The transcript has a single exon. The record is from RefSeq and is a predicted model, not a curated record.